AUGAUUUGAUAGUGACUGGUAGUGAUAUGAAUGAGAUAGAAGCAUUCAAAUCACAGAUGAUGAGUGAGUUUGAAAUGUCAGAUUUAGGAAAAUUGACAUACUUUCUAGGCAUGGAAUUUACUGAAGUUGCAGAGGGAUUGGUGAUGCAUCAAAAGAAGUAUGCAUCUGACAUAUUGAAGAGGUUCAAUAUGAUGAGCUGCAAUCCAUCAUCAUCACCAGCUGAGACAAAUGUAAAACUGGUGAUGAAUGAAGAUGAAGAACCUGUGAAUCCUACAUUGUUCAAGCAAAUUGUUGGUUCAUUGAGGUAUCUAUGCAAUAGUAGACCUGAUAUUGCAUAUGCAGUUGGCAUAAUCAGUAGAUUCAUGAGUGAACCAAGAGUAUCUCACCUGCUAGCAGCCAAAAGAGUGAUGAGAUACAUCAAAGGAACACUGCAGUAUGGUAUUCUAUUUCCUAAAUGUUUGAAUGAUAGUUCUAUGGAACUGAUGGCAUAUUCUGAUGUUGAUUGGUGUGGAGACAGACAAGAUAGAAAGAGCACUUCAGGGUACCUAUUCAAGUUUAUGAAUGCUCCAAUUUCAUGGUGUGCUAAGAAGUAA
Medicago truncatula (barrel medic) is the source of this 593-nucleotide messenger RNA. Its product is annotated as secreted RxLR effector protein 161-like. The record is from RefSeq and is a predicted model, not a curated record. The coding region runs from base 27 to 593 and encodes 188 amino acids. The transcript has a single exon. Lineage: Eukaryota; Viridiplantae; Streptophyta; Magnoliopsida; Fabales; Fabaceae.